GCCCAAACGGUGGGCAUUUAAAGAUGGCGGACUGCUUGGCAGCACGCUUCGCAGCGCAGGAGGAGCAAAUUCGGCUUCUUGCUGGCGAAAUCACCACCCUUCAGGACGGGAUCAACCGGGACUUGGGCCCUGCCGGCGAUGCGGGGGUCUCCUCGCAGCUGGAGGAGCUGAGGUCGGAGAAUGAGAAGCUCAAGUACCGGCUAUUGCACCUCCGCCGGGGUCUGCGGUUGGAACUGGAGCUGGAGCCGGGCAAGAGUUCACAGCCAGGGGGCGAGUGCGGAAAAGCUGCCGGGGGGAAUGUCGUCAGAGGAGGGCAGACGAAUAACAAAGCUGCUGCUAAAAAGGUGAGCAGCUCUGACGCUAAACCAGGCGAUAAAAACAAGGAGAAGAAGCAGCCAAAAGAACAUUCAGAUGGAACCGCAAAAGGGCUGAAGGCCUGGCCGGCUUUUGUCGAUGAGCGCCUCAGCCUCUACGAGGUGCUGAAGAAGGAAAGCGAUGCCCUCCGGGCCAAGAGAGCUUCAGAGGGGAAGCCCAUCACGGUGGAGCUACCCGAUGGGCGUCAGUUGGCGGGCACGUCCUGGGUCACCACCCCGUACCAAGUGGCAUGUGACAUCAGUCAGGGUCUGGCUGACAACGCAGUGAUAUCUCGAGUGAACGGGGAGCUGUGGGACUUGGACAGACCUCUGGAGCGCGACUGCUCGCUGGAGAUUUUACGCUUUGAGAAUGAGGAUGCACAAGCAGUGUACUGGCACUCCAGUGCUCACAUCCUAGGCGAAGCGAUGGAAUGCUUCUAUGGUGGCUGUUUAUGUUACGGACCCCCCAUAGAGAACGGCUUCUACUACGACAUGUUCCUCGAUGGAACAAAGAGCGUGUCCAGUACCGACUUUGGGGACCUGGAGAACUUGUGCAAGAUGGUGGUGAAGGAGAAACAAGCCUUUGAAAGGCUUGAGGUUACCAAGGAGACGCUGCUGAAGAUGUUCAAGUACAACAAAUUCAAGUGCCGCAUUCUGAACGAGAAGGUCACCACACCCACGACCACAGUUUACAGAUGCGGGCCCCUUAUAGACCUCUGUAGAGGUCCUCACGUGAGGCACACCGGCAAGAUCAAAGCCAUGAAGCUCUACAAGAACUCUGCCACCUACUGGGAGGGCCGCUCCGACAUGGAAACGCUGCAGAGGAUAUACGGGAUCUCCUUCUCUGACUCAAAGAUGCUCAAAGAGUGGGAACGCUUCCAGGAGGAGGCCAAGAAUAGGGACCAUCGCAAGAUCAGCAAAGAUCAGGAGCUGUUCUUCUUCCACGAUCUCAGUCCUGGGAGUUGCUUCUUCCUGCCGCGCGGAGCUUACAUCUACAACACCCUCAUAGAAUUCAUCAGGGCUGAGUAUUGGAGAAGAGGCUUCCAGGAAGUAGCCUCCCCCAAUAUCUAUAACAGCAAGCUGUGGGAGACGUCAGGCCACUGGCAGCACUACAGCGAAAACAUGUUCUCCUUCACCGUGGAGGACGACACCUUCGCACUCAAACCCAUGAACUGCCCUGGACACUGUUUGAUGUUCGGCCAUAGGCCUCGCUCGUGGAGGGAGCUCCCACUCAGGCUGGCUGACUUCGGGGUCCUCCACCGCAACGAGCUAUCUGGAACGCUGACUGGGUUGACCAGAGUGCGACGUUUCCAGCAGGAUGAUGCUCACAUUUUUUGCACCAUGGAUCAGAUCGAGUCUGAGAUGAAAGGCUGCCUGGACUUCCUGCGCAGUGUCUACACCGUGUUUGGCUUCUCCUUCCAGCUUCACCUCUCCACCCGCCCGGAGAAGUACCUUGGUGAUAUUGCGGUGUGGAACCAAGCUGAGAAGCAAUUGGAGAACAGCCUCAAUGAGUUUGGAGAGCCUUGGAAACUGAACUCAGGAGAUGGUGCAUUCUAUGGGCCCAAGAUUGACAUUAAAAUCAAAGACGCCAUUGGUCGUUACCACCAGUGUGCAACCAUUCAACUGGACUUCCAGCUUCCCAUCCGCUUCGACCUGACCUUUGUGGGAAAGGAUGGCGAUGACAAAGCUCGUCCUGUUAUCAUCCAUCGGGCCAUCUUGGGCUCCGUGGAGAGAAUGAUUGCAAUUCUGACAGAAAACUAUGCUGGGAAAUGGCCCCUUUGGAUCUCUCCAAGGCAGGUGAUGGUAUUGCCUGUCAACCCAUCUUGCGAGGAGUAUGCCAAGAAGGUGUGUAAGCAGUUCACAGAUGCAGGCAUGAUGGCGGAUUCUGACCUGGAUUCUGGGUGCCUUUUAAAUAAAAAAAUCCGCAAUGCUCAACUGGCCCAAUAUAACUUCAUUCUGGUGGUCGGCGAGAAGGAGAAGAUGACCAGCGGCGUCAACGUGCGUACCAGGGAUAACAAAGUCCACGGCGAAGUAUCGGUGGCCGAUGCGCUGGCCCGCAUGAGCCUUCUAAAGCAGGCCCGCUGCCGAAAUGCAGAAGAGGAGUUCUGAUGGUGCUUGAUGAGCCAAGCGGGGUGUCUGAGUACCUCAGUCUUCCCCAGAUGAGAAUAGAAUUGCUGAAAAAAUGUCUCAUAUAAAAGUGGUACUGGGAAUGUGUCUGUUAAUGGGGCAAAAUGUCACUGUGAUUGAUCAGAGAGGGUUGGUGGGUUCAAGAAAUGUGUUUGUCGAUUGCCAUUAUGAAUGAUGACGACGUAACUGGCCUGCGGUCUCUGUUUUGAAGGGAAAUAAAUUAAAUGUUGAACUGCA
Hippocampus comes (tiger tail seahorse) is the source of this 2717-nucleotide messenger RNA. RefSeq names its product threonyl-tRNA synthetase 3 (gene tars3). The record is from RefSeq and is a predicted model, not a curated record. NCBI's taxonomy places the organism in Eukaryota, Metazoa, Chordata, Actinopteri, Syngnathiformes, Syngnathidae. Bases 24 to 2462 code for a protein of 812 amino acids. Gene Ontology annotation, biological process: threonyl-tRNA aminoacylation. Gene Ontology annotation, molecular function: threonine-tRNA ligase activity; ATP binding. Gene Ontology annotation, cellular component: mitochondrion; cytoplasm. The transcript is spliced from 19 exons.